GUAUUGCGUGUGGCAUAGUUAAUCAUUCACCUUGUACAAUAAACUACAAGACUAAUUUUAUUUUACGAAAAGUGGAUAUGGUGUCCUUAACCUCUGGGUACAGAAAUAUUGUAUUAUUGAAGAAAAUUACACAAGAUCUAAACGUCAUUUAAGUAAUUAUUUUUUUAAGCGUUUUUAUAAGCAACGUUUCCUAUUGACAUUAUGUAAUUAAACAUCUAGAAUUUGAAGGCGCAUUUUACUAAAUUAUAAUUUUAAAUAGAAAAAAAUUUAAUGUAUCGUUACACCGUUGCAGAGACAAUUAAGUUUUAGGAGGGUUUAUUAUGUAGGAAUCAAAAUUGUAGUUUUACGAAUCGGACAAUAACCGAAUGCGAACGAAAUGAUUCGAUUUUUAAAAGAGUUGACAACAAUUGUAUUACAUAAUAUCUGUAAUAGUGAUAUAACUCAUUGAGUAAAUUAGAGAACUAUAAAAUGUACAUUGUUGUCAUUAUGUAUUAUUAUAGUUCUGCGCGGUAAAUACGUGAACAUCAUACCACUAUGUAUAUAUUAUUGAUCGGUCCAGGGCCGAGGAAAUCGGCAGCGCGUGCGAUGGUCAAAGGAGGGGGUGCAAGAUAAUGCCGCGCUAUAGUCGGCGUUGGCAAAAGUUCGGCUCAGUGUUGACGGAACGUCUGGCGCAGGCACUACGGGUCCCGUCGACCAUGAGCAGCCAGGGCGUCGUAGAACGUGCCAGCGCCGAGUUGUCCAAGCGCAUCAACGGCCUAACGUUACGAGCGGCUAACAAGCCGUCUUCGGCCGCAGCUACAGCAGCUGCGACCUGUUCGCCUUCUCGAACUGCUCGGACCGGAACUAGUGUGAUGGAGCGCGUCACUAAUGUAUUGUGUGGCACUAGUGCUAGUGUUCAAUACCCACGGUUCCGUGGCCGGACACCGGUCAGAAAUCGUGCCGCAGCUUAUCGCAUCAAACGUCCGGUCACGUGGUCAGAAUUAAUGCGCGAUGAACAGUUUCUCAAUGGAUUUUUCUUAUAUUUUUCGGCUUCGGAACGUAUUCCUUUGACUCGCGUCUGUUCACGGUGGCGUGAUGUAUUGUAUAGAUCACCUAAGUUUUGGUACAACGUUCGACCGGUAAUCAGAUGCAAACAACUCCGAGCAUACAACUAUGCGGACAAGGCGGCUAUUUUCAAGUCAUUCGCAGCUAGAGAAAUAACGGCUGUGACUAUUUACGGUGCCCAAGAUCAGGACACAGUAGAAUUUGUCAACACGUACCCGUUUCCCAGCAAAAACAUCUUAUCACUGUGUCUCCAAUCGUCAAGUGUCACUGAUAGAGGAUUGGAAUCCUUCUUAGAUCAUUUACAAGGUGUUUGGCAGUUGGAAUUAAUCGGAUGUAAUGAAAUCACAGAAGCUGGUCUGUGGGCUUGUUUGACACCACGGAUAGUGUCGCUUACCCUAAGCGAUUGUAUAAAUGUGGCUGAUGAUGCAGUCGGAGCUGUAGCUCAAAUGUUACCUGCUCUGAACGAGUUUACACUUCAAGCAUACCAUGUCACUGAUGCCGCCCUAGGAUUUUUCUCUUCGAGGCAGUCAAAUAGUUUAUCAGCUCUCAGACUUCAAUCGUGUUGGGAGUUGACCAAUCAUGGUAUUGUAAAUAUAGGGACACGUGAUUCAACUUUGCAAAGUAAUCACUACCCCAAACAUUUCAAUACAGUAAAGCAGAGCGCGUGCAAUGAAAUUUGCCAUAUCAAUACACAAAAUACAUAAAAUCAGUUAGCGCAAAUGAAUUAAAAAUAGACAGGUGAUUUUUUUUUGAAACAUAAAAAUUAUUUUAAUUAAAAAUGUUUAAUAUAUUAUUAUAUGGAAAUAUUCACAUAAUAAUAUCACAUAAUAAUUUCAUUUAAAUUGAUGUAUGAAAAUCAAAAAAUUUGCUGCUAUUAAAAAAUAUUAGCUUCGAUGCGAAGCUGAGAAGGUAUUGAUUUUACUAUGAUGUGUUUUUUUUUUUUUUUUUAUGUCUGUUGCCACCUUUCUUAGCUCUUACUGGACCGAUUUCUUUUAACAAUACAUUAAAAGAUCACAAAUCGUAUCUAGUUGAAGACAUUACCCUUAAAAAUUGAAAAAAAUUCCCUCGUUCCCAGAAAAUGGGGGAAAUAUCCAAAAAAAUUACAAAUUUAAAAAUCGGUAAAUUUUGUCAUUUUUUUCACUUUUUUUUCUUAAACCUUCCAUAACUUUUUGAAAAAUAAACAAAUCAACAAAACUUUUUUUUAUACUAAAACCUUAGAUAUUUUCCUUUCAUUUGAUAUCAUUUUUUUGAAAAUCUAACACUUAACCUGCUCAUUGGGGGGGAUUUAAAAUAGCAACUUUUUUACAAAAAUUAACUGUUUCAAUUUAAUUUUUGAAAAUGUUCCGGAAAUACUGCGUUCUUUAAACAUAUAUCAAAUUAAAGCUUAUUUUAUGUACUAUAAAAUGAAAAAAAAAAUUUGUCCCAACACUUUAUCUUCUACAUUUAAACGGCUGCCGUAGUUAAAAAAAACACUAUUUUUUGUUAAAAUUUUCGAUUUUAAAUUUUCAACUUAAAAAUGCUAUAACUUUUUGAAAAAUGUAUAUAUCAGCACAAAUUUUUUUUUUCUAAAUACAUUAUAAGUACAUCUUUCAUUUGACAUACUUUUUAUUAAAAUUGGACAAAUUUCCCUUAUAUAGGGGCGUUCAAAACUUGAAAUAUUGUAAAAAACAUAGAUCUUUUUCAACUGAACUUUUGAAAAUGUUCCGGAAAUACUGCGUCCUUUAAACAUAUAUCAAAUCAAAGGUUAUGUUAUAUA
Molecule: messenger RNA, 2800 nt
Organism: Daktulosphaira vitifoliae (grape phylloxera)
Lineage: Eukaryota; Metazoa; Arthropoda; Insecta; Hemiptera; Phylloxeridae
Product: F-box/LRR-repeat protein 16-like
Exons: 3
Coding region: 612-1748 (378 amino acids)
Source: RefSeq, a predicted model, not a curated record